AUGUCCACUGAAACGAAACUGCUCCCUGAACACAAGAUGUUUGACCACGAGUCCUAUCAAUACAAGGAGCUGCUCCCCACCUGGCCGAAGUACAACUAUGAUCCACACGUGGAGCUUGAUGUGAAGGACAAGGGACUGCUCGCGGACCCGGAGAUGAAAGCUCUGCUCGGGGCUGCGACACAUAGGGAUGACUUGACGCCGGCGUUGGGCACGGUGCUCGAUGGGAUCGACAUCCGUCAGUUGUCGGAUGACCAGAAGAACGAACUUGCUCUUCUUACAGCGCAACGCGGUGUUGUCGUGUUCCACAAACAAGAGGCGACGAUACACGAGAUGAUCAAGCUUGCUGAAUACUUCGGGCCGUUGCACGUCCAUUCGACCACCGGUAUUCCUGAGGACCCGGCCUUGAAAGGCGCACACGUCGUGUGGAAUGAUGGCACAAAGCCCCAGGACUGGAUCAACUUCAAUCGUGACUACUUUGGGUGGCACAGCGACCAGACGUACGAGAUCAACCCACCCAGUCUCACAUCGCUCAAGGUGGUCACCGCACCGAAGACUGGGGGCGACACGCUGUGGGCGUCUGGAUACGCCGUGUUUUCGAGCUUCUCGCCUCAGUUUCAGAGGUAUCUGGAGACUCUGUCGGCACUUCAUUCAAGUGAUAUGCAAAAGCAAUUGGCGAUACAGCGCGGAGUCCAUAUUCGCCGCCCCCAAACAGACUGCAUCCAUCCCGUUGUCCGGGUGCAUCCUGUAACUGGCAUGAAGUUCCUUUUCAUCAAUACGGCAUACACCCGCCAGAUUGUCGGAGUUCCCAAAGCCGAGUCGGACGCAAUUCUGGCGUUCCUCUUCUCUCAAGUGAGUGCUUGCACCGAGUAUCAAUGCCGUGUGCGCUGGGGCAAGGACACGAUCUGUUUCUGGGACAACCGGUGCUGCUGGCACACGGCGACAUUCGAUUUCUACCCUAUGAAGCGUCACGGGCUGCGUGUAAUGCCAAUGGGAGAGAAGCCUAUGAGCGUGGAGCAAUAUGAGGCGAAGACUGGGAAGAAGGCGAAGGACUGGUAUAAGGAGAAGAUGCGUUUGCUUGGGGAGGAAAUGGAUGACUAG
Molecule: messenger RNA, 1098 nt
Organism: Dacryopinax primogenitus
Lineage: Eukaryota; Fungi; Basidiomycota; Dacrymycetes; Dacrymycetales; Dacrymycetaceae
Product: TauD-domain-containing protein
Exons: 4
Coding region: 1-1098 (365 amino acids)
Cellular component (GO): cytoplasm
Molecular function (GO): 2-oxoglutarate-dependent dioxygenase activity
Source: RefSeq, a predicted model, not a curated record